This is a messenger RNA of Didymodactylos carnosus, 603 nucleotides long. Lineage: Eukaryota; Metazoa; Rotifera; Eurotatoria; Philodinida; Philodinidae. The record is from the annotation of a GenBank genome assembly.
AUGGGUAAUCGUCAAGAACGUCCACAGUUUCAGCAAUGGGAUUUAUCACGAUUGCAGCAAGUUACGGGCUUACCUCAAGAACAACUCUUACAGUUGUACAAUGAGUUUAGACAAUCAGCUGGUGCCGACGGUCUUAUGGAUCGUAAUGAAUUUAGAGCAUUGAGAAAUCGUAUUAGUCCGCAACCGGGUGCUGGAUUUCAACAACAACAUUCAACUGAUCAAAUUUUUCGUGCAUUUGAUAGAGAUAAUUCUGGCUCAUUAACCUUCGAUGAGUUUGUAGCUGCAAUAGUAAUGCUCAAUCAAAAUGCUAGUCAAACACAAAAAUGGAACUAUAUUAUUGAUCAGUAUAAUCCAGGUGGUAUUGGGCACCAAUAUAUUCAACCGCAGUAUGCACAAAGUAUAUUUCAUUCAGCUAAUCAACUCUAUGGUACAAAUAUCGAUUACAAUCAAGCGUGGAAUCAGUUAGAUCAACAAGGACAAGGCUAUGUUACACGUGACGAACUAAUAAAUUACGUUAAUCAACACAUGGGAGGAGGAGGUUACGGUGGUCACAGUGGUGGUCAUCACCACCAUCACCAACAGCAUCAGCAGUACCAAUAUUAA